Entamoeba invadens IP1 is the source of this 1575-nucleotide messenger RNA. RefSeq lists its product as hypothetical. The record is from RefSeq and is a predicted model, not a curated record. Lineage: Eukaryota; Evosea; Mastigamoebida; Endamoebidae. The transcript has a single exon. Bases 1 to 1575 code for a protein of 524 amino acids.
AUGAAGAAUACGUUGUCAUGUUUUAUACUGUUUUUCAUGUCUAUUGGUUAUUCAAUUUCUUGGUGCGAAGAGAAUGGAGUAAUUAGUUUGGACAAAAAUAAAAAUUCAUGUAAAAAAAGUGGUUGGACAGUAAAAUAUUAUUACGAUGAUGACGAUAAUGAUUAUUACAAUUUUACAUUUAGAGAAACGUGUUGUUCUAUUCAAACAAUGAUUUUACGUGAUAACGAAACGGAUGAAUAUACAAUUUUAUUAUUUUCAUUUCAAAAUUCAAAUAAUUUAAAAGCAUUAUAUAUUCAAGAAAAAAAUGAAAAUGUUAGAAUUUAUUUUGUAGACAGCGGUCGACCAGAAAAUUUUUUUAUUUCCUUUGGUUGUUUUAAUAAUGAAAACUCUUGUCGGACAACAAUUGGCGAAAAAUGGAGACCAACAAUUCAGUUAAAAAGUCAAAGCAUUGUAUUAUUUUCAGAUAUUGACCAAAGAUUCUGGAUUGAGUUUUAUAGAACAAUAACACAAAUAGCUUAUUUGUUCAUUGAUGGUAACGUGAUACAAUCCGUCACUUUUCAAUUUAAAACAUCUCAGUUAGUUGGUGAUCCAUAUACUAAUGGGAGAUAUUUAUUUACUGGAAAAUCAAAAGAAGAAAAUGUGACAUUUGAAUCUUUAAAAACAGUUUUUUAUGUAAGAUCGGUAUGUGAACGAAAUGGGUAUAACAGAAUUUUAUAUUUUGGUAAAACAGAAAUUAAUGUAUACGCAAAUUUAAUUAAUACGACUUGUUAUUGUAAUGCAGAGAAUGAAAAUAUAACAUUGGAUAAUGUAAAUACAUUCCCGGAUUGUAGAUACAACAGUUCAUUAUUUGAUUUAAAUUUAACAACGAUUGGCGAGAAUAAAAGUGAAAGUGAAAAUAUUAACAUUUAUGUAAAUGUUACUCAAUGGUUCUCAAUAAUAUUUAAACCCAAUAGAAAAUACAUAUUAAAUGGUUUAGAAACCCACGAGAAUACAAUUAAUUUUGACACUUUAGAAAUAUUAGAAAAUGAAAAUAUUAUAUUUAAUUUAAAUUGUAAUAUAUCAACUUUGAAAAUCACUUCAAUUGGGAAAUUUUACUUCAAAAAAAAUCUCGUAAUUAACACACAAAUAAUAAUAUCUGAAACAAAUUUAACAAACAAAAUAUUGUUUGCUUUGGAUGGAGAUUUUUCUGAAGUUAAGACGUCACUUUUGUCUAAAUGUGGGAAACGAGUGUAUUUAACUAAAAGUGAAUAUAACAUGUGUCUAUGUAAUUACACUGAAAAUGGUAUAUGGGAUCCAAAAGGGUAUGAUGGAGUGAAUCGAGGGGACUGCUUUAACAACAACACACAAAAUACUUUGACUCUUCAAAUUCUCUCAUCACAAAUGAAUGAAAUUUCAACUCCACAAACUUGGAACAGAAUUGAGAUUAAUGUUAAAGAUGUGAAUGUCACUUCCACUUCAAACGUUACAACAAAAACACUUCUACUGCACAAAUGUGCCACUUUUAAUGUACCACUUAAAAUUACUUCAUCAAUCGAGUUUUACACGAAUGGGUAUAUUAAAAUGACUUCAAAAUAA